This is a messenger RNA of Hyaloscypha bicolor E, 1287 nucleotides long. RefSeq names its product mRNA capping enzyme, alpha subunit. The transcript is spliced from 2 exons. Gene Ontology annotation, molecular function: ATP binding; mRNA guanylyltransferase activity. Gene Ontology annotation, cellular component: mRNA capping enzyme complex. Lineage: Eukaryota; Fungi; Ascomycota; Leotiomycetes; Helotiales; Hyaloscyphaceae. The coding region runs from base 1 to 1287 and encodes 428 amino acids. Gene Ontology annotation, biological process: 7-methylguanosine mRNA capping. The record is from RefSeq and is a predicted model, not a curated record.
AUGACUGGUCCAGUCGCCUCGAUUGAGGCGCCUGGAAUCAAGAUCGAUGGGGAACUUCUCUUCAACAUGCGUACAGAAGUUGCGUGCCUCCUGGACAGGAAGAACACAAGCUUUCCGGGAGCCCAACCCGUAAGCUUUGCGCGGAGACAUUUGGAAGAGUUAACAAAGCAAGACUUCUACGUCUGCGAGAAGUCCGAUGGCUUUCGAUAUCUGCUAUACCUCACACAGGACGACCAAGGAGGAGAAAUACACUACCUGAUCGACCGAAGUAAUGAUUAUUGGUUUAUACCACAAGGAGGGCUACAUUUCCCUGUUCCUCGCGACGUCGAAGGCUUCCACACCAAUACCCUCAUCGACGGGGAGCUCGUAGUAGACAAGCUUCCAGAUGGCACUACACAACCCAAAUACCUCGUCUUCGACUGCAUGGUUUUAGACGGAAACAGCCUCAUGAACCGCACGCUCGACAAACGGCUCGCAUACUUCAAGGAACGAAUAUUCGACCCCUACAAACAGCUACUGAACCAAUAUCCAGAAGAAAGAAAGUACAUGCACUUCAUCGUCGAGCUAAAAAGCAUGCAAUUCUCCUACGCCGUCGAGAUGAUGUUCCGGCAGAUCCUACCCUCUCUCCCCCACGGCAACGACGGCCUGAUCUUCACCUGCAGAAUGACAGACUACAAACACGGCACCGACCAAAACAUCCUGAAAUGGAAACCCGAAUCAGAAAACUCCAUCGAUUUCCGCCUCUGCCUCGACUUCCCCAUUAUUCAACCAGACGAGCAAGACCGCGCCGAAGGCAUCACAGAACCGUAUCCUGACUACGAUGCCCAGCCCAUCUGUAACCUGCACGUUUUCGCCAGCGACGGACAUGAAGAUCCUUACUUCGCCAUCAUGCACCUCGAGCCUAGCGAAUGGGAGUCGUUAAAGUCCCUAAACCAACCCCUGAACGACAGGAUCGUGGAGUGCUACAUGGAUUCCUACAAACGGUGGAGGUACAUGCGGUUCAGGGAUGAUAAGAAAACGGCGAAUCAUACGAAGACGGUGGAUGCGGUGAUUGAGAGUAUUAUGGAUAGAGUCACGGAGAAGGAUUUGAUUGCUGCGGCGAAGGGGAUUAGGGAUGAGUGGAAGAGGAGGGCGGCGGAGGAUAGCGCGCGAGAGAAGAAGGAGAUGGAGAGGAAGAGAGUGGCUAUUGUGGGGGUGUCGAGUGCGAAUGGUGUUCAAGGAGCGAAGAGGAAGGCUGAUGAGCAAGGUGGUGGAAGGCCGAGUCCUGGGCCGCCAGGGAAAGGUUGA